AUGGAACCAAAUUUAAAACUUAGUCAAGAUGAAGGAGAAGUUCUUGAAGACCCUUUGGUUUAUAGAAGAAUCACAGGAAAGCUACAAUACUUAAUAAUUAUUAGACCAGAUUUGUCUUAUUUAGUGAACAAGCUCAGCCAGUUUCUUACAGUCCCACAGCUUCCUCACUUAAAAGUUGCUCAAAGGUUGCUGCAAUAUAUCAAAACAUGUCCUGGACAAGGACUAUUAUUUCCAGCAAGUUUUGCGGUACAAAUGAAAGCUUAUACUGAUUCUGAUUGGGCAGCUUGUCAAGAUACAAGGAGGUCUACCUCGAGCUUCUGUAUGCUUCUUGGUAGUUUUCUGGUCUCUUGA
Messenger RNA from Humulus lupulus (European hop), 351 nucleotides. RefSeq lists its product as uncharacterized. Lineage: Eukaryota; Viridiplantae; Streptophyta; Magnoliopsida; Rosales; Cannabaceae. The coding region runs from base 1 to 351 and encodes 116 amino acids. The transcript has a single exon. The record is from RefSeq and is a predicted model, not a curated record.